Myxocyprinus asiaticus (Chinese sucker) is the source of this 1806-nucleotide messenger RNA. Its product is annotated as casein kinase II subunit alpha-like. Gene Ontology annotation, biological process: protein phosphorylation. The transcript is spliced from 15 exons. The record is from RefSeq and is a predicted model, not a curated record. Lineage: Eukaryota; Metazoa; Chordata; Actinopteri; Cypriniformes; Catostomidae. The coding region runs from base 257 to 1444 and encodes 395 amino acids. Gene Ontology annotation, molecular function: protein serine/threonine kinase activity; ATP binding. Gene Ontology annotation, cellular component: cytosol; nucleus; protein kinase CK2 complex.
UGGGUUUUGAGACGCAGCCUCUCUCCAGUGCAGCAUCCGCCAUAUUGUUUAUCAGGAGACGCCGAGAGGGCCACAAGGAAUGACGUUUAGGAUUUCUGUGUCUCCUGAUUAAGUUCCUGGAUGUCCUCUUUCAUUAGUACUACAAUCAGCCUAUGCUCCACCAUAAAGUCAUCACAUCUGCCUUCAUCAGCCCCAGCUGUAAUUUGCUGCUUGGAGGAGCCCUCCAAGGUGUUUCAGGGAAUACUGUGUAUAGAAUAUGUCUGGCCCCGUCCCGAGUCGCUCUCGAGUUUACCCUGAUGUAAACACACAACGACCCAGAGAGUACUGGGACUAUGAAUCCCAUGUGGUAGACUGGGGAAAUCAAGAUGACUAUCAGUUAGUGCGAAAGCUCGGCCGGGGAAAAUACAGUGAAGUGUUUGAAGCCAUAAACAUCACCAACAAUGAGAAAGUAGUUGUCAAAAUACUUAAGCCAGUGAAAAAGAAGAAAAUUAAACGAGAAAUAAAAAUUCUGGAGAACUUGAGAGGAGGCCCAAACAUCAUAUCACUUUUAGACAUCGUAAAGGAUCCUGUGUCACGAACGCCAGCUCUGGUUUUUGAGCAUGUUAACAAUACGGACUUCAAGCAACUGUAUCAAACAUUAUCAGACUAUGACAUCCGCUUCUAUAUGUAUGAAAUUCUGAAGGCUCUGGACUACUGCCACAGUAUGGGAAUAAUGCACAGAGAUGUAAAACCACACAAUGUCAUGAUCGACCAUGAGCACAGAAAGCUUCGUCUGAUUGAUUGGGGCUUGGCAGAGUUUUACCACCCAAACCAGGAGUACAAUGUACGUGUGGCUUCCCGAUAUUUUAAAGGCCCUGAACUCCUUGUGGACUACCAGAUGUAUGACUACAGUCUGGAUAUGUGGAGUCUUGGAUGCAUGCUAGCAAGUAUGAUCUUCAGGAAGGAACCGUUUUUCCAUGGACAUGACAACUAUGACCAGCUGGUUCGGAUUGCAAAGGUUCUGGGUACAGAGGACCUGUAUGAUUACAUUGACAAAUACAACAUUGAACUGGACCCACGCUUUAAUGACAUUUUGGGCAGACACUCCAGGAAGAGAUGGGAGAGGUUUGUGCACAGUGAAAAUCAGCAUCUGGUCAGUACCGAGGCUCUGGAUUUUUUGGACAAGCUGCUACGUUAUGACCACCAGGCCAGACUGACGGCUCGUGAGGCCAUGGACCACCCUUACUUCUACCCCAUAGUUAAAGACCAGGGCAGAGGAGCGCCGGCUUCAGGAAUGGCUGCCAGUUCCACACCAGUCAGCUCUUCUAGCUUGAUGGCAGGCAUCGCCUCAAUGACUCCGAGCAUACAGCCCAACAUAGCCAACAUGAGCGCUGGCUCGCCCGUCAUUCCUGCCCCAAACACAAUGGCCACACAAGUGCCCACUGCCGCUGGAGCCCAGCCCUGAGCACCAACUGCCCCUACCUUCCCCCUUCUCUUUCUCAUGUCCCUUUAUCUCUAUCUUUCAUCCCUCUAUCUGUCUUUCUCUUCUGUGGGGCUGCUUGUGAAUUGUUGGGGGAGGAGUGGGGUGCUUCAUUUAAUUUGUCAUUAUUUUUAUGUGUUAAAUAACAAAGAACUAAUGUUAAGUUACCGUUUUAUUUUUUUCUUCUAAGUUGUGUUGUAUAGGGAUUUAUGGACUCAAGAAACCCAUCAUGUUUUUCACCUGUCUCCGUGAGUUAGAAAAGCAUUUGGGUGUGAGCUUCUCACCGUAACUGUUUAGAAACACACAAAUGUCCACCUGAAAAAGGAUAAUAAAACAAAUUUUAUAUG